This is a messenger RNA of Cicer arietinum (chickpea), 1042 nucleotides long. The record is from RefSeq and is a predicted model, not a curated record. Lineage: Eukaryota; Viridiplantae; Streptophyta; Magnoliopsida; Fabales; Fabaceae.
UUUUCCAUAUCCCUCGCUUCAUUAAUUGUCACUCUCACCCUCUCUCCGCCGCCUCUCUAUUUCCCUCGCCUCACACUCAUUCUCGCGGCCUCACCUUCACUCUCGUCUCUGUGCCUCACUCUCACUCUCGUCUUUCUCAUUUUGUCUUCUCUUCUCAAUUCCACUCUCGUUCCUCUCUCAUCAAUGAAAACACUCUUACUACCUCGUCUCCUCCUUCUCCUUCUUCCUAUCCCUGGUGGAGAUCCAUGGCUGCUUUCACCAUAACAAUAUGAUCACUGGAGCUGCCCAAAUGGAUGGCGGUAUCCUUGUUGUAUCUGCACCUGAUGGACCAAUGCCUCAAACCAAGGAACACAUUCUUCUUGCUUGCCAAGUUGGUGUGCCAUCUCUUGUGUGUUUUUUAAAUAAAGUUGAUGUCGUCGAUGAUCCAGAGUUGUUAGAGCUUGUAGAAAUGGAGCUCCACGCCCUCCUUUUGCCCUAUUCAUCAUAAGAAUACACCUGCCUAACUUUCUGAAGUCCUCCUCAUGUUUGUUAAAAUUUGAACUGGAUUUAUGUUCGUUAUGUAUCUGAUAGAGCUUUUGAGCUUCUUCAAGUUCCCUGGAGAUGAAAUCCCUAUCAUUAGAGAUUGUGCAUUGUCUGCUCUACAAGGUACAAAUGAAGAGAUUGGAAGAAAGGCCAUUCUAAAAUUAAUGGAUGCUGUUGAUGAAUACAUUCCCGACCCUGUUAGCCAGCUUGACAAGCCUUUCUUGAUGCCCAUUGAAGAUGUAUUCUCAAUUCAGGGUGGUCCUCUGAAAACAACAUUAGCUGGAGUUGAGAUGUUCAAGAAGAUUCUGGGUCAAGGACAAAUCUGGAAGCCAGUUUAUUGAAAAACUGCAUUAAUUGAAACAGGGCUUUCCUUCUCAUAUCGCAAAGAAUAUAGCAAGACCAAACGUAGUCGGUCCAAAUGUUGGGAGCUACCAUGCAACACACGUUUACCUCGACUGCCGCGUAUAUGUGUCUCGGGUUGAGUUGAGUUGAUAUAUGAGGACAUGGCCAAUUUGAAUUG